AUGGUGCCGAGGCGGGGCCACAGGGACGCAGAUUAUAGUGGUACCUCCACUAUACGUUAUUGGGGGGUCUUUGAUGCUGGCAGAAAUGAUGGGCAUCAGCUGGCACGCAGCCCAUCCCCCGUGCCAGACAUUUCACCCAUUGAGAACUACAGACCUGAUUCGCCAUAUCAUGAACUCAGGCAAGGCAAGAACUGGCUUGAUGUUGACUUUCAAAUCCGUUCUGCAUCUACCUCAUCCGACCUCGAGCCUGUCCUUGGCCAUGACGAUCCCACCACCCCGGUGCAAUCUCCGCUGCUUGGUGCCUUGGAGUCGCACGAAGCAAUUGCACCGUACUCAGUCAGUCCUCAGACUUCGGGCAGCUCAUCUGAAGAAUCUGAAGAGCCAAUCGAUGCACCUGACAAUCGAGGACAGCUCUCGCUGUUCAAAGCGUGCGGCACAAUGUACAAAUCUCCCAUGCCGCGUGUUGUCAAUCUCUUCUGUGUUGUGGGAAACCCCAAAACGCCAUGGAAACUGAUCCACCUUCCGCGGGUGAUACAGAGCGUGGGCGACCUGAGCAUUACAGGCUCGGUUACGCGGAUUCGCUCGGCGCUGCAAAGUGCGCUGCUCUCGAUCAGUGCCUUUUGCAUUUCAAAUGACCACAAGAACCGUCAAGAAGUCGACAAGGCUGCUUACUGGUCGAAUGAGGCAAUACUUCUACGUGGCAAGGCUAUCCAGCAUCUGAAACUGGCUGUAGAGCACGACUUUAGACCUGAAGCGAUGCCCAGAUACAAAGAUUUCCUUGCCACCAUGCUGUCAAUGAUAUCCAUCAAUGUCAUGUCUGGCGAUACAGCUUCCUGCGCCCUCCAUCUAAGCGGUAUUAGCCAGCUCAUCAUUUAUGCCAAAAAGUGGAAAAAGAAGUAUUCCAUCAAAGCUCAAGCGUUGCAUCGCACGUUCUUUUAUCUGCAAACUAUACAUCAAAGUACCCUAGUGCUAGGUAAAGAAAAUCCAUCCAUUUCUGAGGCUGGUCUUGAAUUAUUCUCCCAACCAUUGGUGUUAGCGACGUCGGGGCCAACUCUGAGAGACGAUGUGGUUGGCGACGAAAUGUCGCCCGGAUCAGAAGAAACGUUAAGGCAAAUGGUCACAUUUCAAGGUAUAUAUGGUGUACCGCAAAGUCUACUGUUCAUACUGAGCAAGGUAAUCCGUCUAAUUCAUUCCCUGGACAAGGUGCGGCGCGCAGAUCAAAGUGUCACAAUACCAGCCUCCAUGAUGUUAGAGUGCGAUGAGCUCGAGCAUGAGAUCAUGACGUGGACGGCAGAAGCAUUGCCAGAAGACCACCCGAUCCGUACCACAUCCAUUAAUGCAGAAAUCAUCAGGCUGACCACUCACGCUUUCUACAAUGCAAUCAUUGUAUAUUUCGCUCAGAACAUCCGACUCAUAGGGCACCACUACCUGCGGCAGUUUGUGCAAGAGGUUCUCGAGAGCAUCGAGUCUAUCGAAGACAUCAAAGCACAAUCAAAAACUCUGGCAGCGCCACUCUUCUGGCCAGCAUUCAUCGCGGCGAGCGAGUCGUUUGACGAAGAACUGCAGUUGCGUUUCCGAAAUUGGUAUAGACGAGUGGAAGUAUAUGGCUUCGAGUGCCCCCGAACUGGGAUUGAGAUUUUGGUAAAGAUUUGGCAGUCGGGGAUAACUAAAGACUUGAGGACCACGUCUCGCUGGAGGGGGGAAAUGAUGAAAAUGCAGUCAGUGCUCAUGCUGACAUGA
Messenger RNA from Pestalotiopsis fici W106-1, 1740 nucleotides. RefSeq lists its product as uncharacterized. The coding region runs from base 1 to 1740 and encodes 579 amino acids. The transcript is spliced from 3 exons. Lineage: Eukaryota; Fungi; Ascomycota; Sordariomycetes; Amphisphaeriales; Sporocadaceae. Gene Ontology annotation, molecular function: DNA-binding transcription factor activity; transcription cis-regulatory region binding. The record is from RefSeq and is a predicted model, not a curated record. Gene Ontology annotation, biological process: positive regulation of transcription by RNA polymerase II. Gene Ontology annotation, cellular component: nucleus.